Molecule: messenger RNA, 2862 nt
Organism: Fulvia fulva
Lineage: Eukaryota; Fungi; Ascomycota; Dothideomycetes; Mycosphaerellales; Mycosphaerellaceae
Product: putative alpha/beta-glucosidase agdC
Exons: 5
Coding region: 1-2862 (953 amino acids)
Biological process (GO): carbohydrate metabolic process
Molecular function (GO): hydrolase activity, hydrolyzing O-glycosyl compounds; carbohydrate binding
Source: RefSeq, a predicted model, not a curated record
AUGCAUUUUCUAGUUGGAGCUGCCAUUGCGGCAACUGCUUCUGCCAGAGCACUGUUACCAAGACAAGAUAACGCUGCAGCGUGUCCAGGGUAUACUGCCACUAACGUCCAAACAUCAGGAACAGGCUUGACGGCUGACCUAGCUCUUGCUGGUCCUGCAUGCAAUAGCUACGGAAAGGACAUCGAGGAUCUGAAGCUUACAGUCAACUACGACACUGAAAAGAGGCUACACGUCAAGAUCGAAGAUGCCGCAGCAAUUGCGUACCAGGUGCCUGUCAGCGUGUUUCCAUCUCCCGACAGCUCAAGCUCGGUAUCGCCAGAGCAAGCAGAACUGACCUUUGAGCACAAAACUUCACCCUUCAGUUUCCGCGUUGUCCGCAAGGCUAGCGGUGAAGUCCUCUUCGACUCAUCUGCCGCUCCUCUCGUCUUCCAAGACCAGUAUCUCCGCCUGCGGACAUCACUGCCCGAGAGUCCGAACCUCUAUGGUCUAGGAGAGCAUUCGGACAACUUCAAACUCAACGCCACCAAUUACACACGCACGCUCUGGUCGCGUGACAGCUACGGUAUUCCAGAGGGCACGAACCUUUAUGGAAACCACCCUGUAUAUUUCGACCACCGAGGUGAGGAUGGCACGCACGGCGUGUUCCUUCUUUCUAGCUCCGGAAUGGACGUGAAGAUCGACAAUGUCGGUGGACAACACUUGGAGUACAACUUGAUCUCAGGAAUCCUGGAUCUGUAUUUCGUGGCGGGACCAGCACCUACUGAAGUCAGCAAGCAGUACGCUGAGAUUGCAGGACUACCUGCCAUGAUGCCGUAUUGGGGAUUCGGAUUUCACCAGUGCCGAUAUGGCUACAGGGACUUCUAUGCAGUAGCCGAAGUGGUCACGAACUACUCCUCCGCCGGUAUUCCUCUAGAAACGAUGUGGACAGACAUUGACUACAUGUAUGCGAGAUACAUCAUGACGACUGACCCUGAUCGAUUCCCUAUGGAGCGGAUGCGAGAUAUCGUUGACUACCUGCACGAGCAUGAUCAGCACUACGUCGUGAUGGUCGACCCUGCUGUAGCAUAUCAAGAGGAGAAGUACGACAACCUGCCCUACGACACUUUCCUAACAGCUCGUGACAAUGGCUACUUCGUCUACAAGAAUGGCACUGUCUACCGGGGAGUCGUCUGGCCCGGUGUCACGGCUUUCCCGGAUUGGUUCCAUCCUGAUACUCAGGAGUAUUGGAACAACGAGUUUUUGGACUUCUUCAACGCCGAAGAUGGCCUGGACAUUGAUGCCCUAUGGAUAGACAUGAAUGAGGCUGCCAACUUCAACUACUUUGGCGACGAUCCUGAUGAGACUACCGAAGAACGCGGAUUUCCUCCAACACGACCCGAGCUUAGAUCGCAACCCCGACCAAUCCCGGGCUUUGGCCCAGAAUUCCAGCCUGGCGCUGCUCCAUACCCUCCCGACCAGUAUGUCUAUGCUCCCCCUUGGCUGGCACCAGACUCGAAUCCCAACGAUGCCAAGAAACGGUUUAUUGAUGCCUCCCCGAUCAAGCGCGAGGUCAAGCGUCAGUCUCCAGAGUCUCCCAAUGGAGCUGCACUCAUUGGAUACCCCGAUCGCGACUUCCUUGCUCCACCUUAUCAAAUCAACAACGAGAACACAUUCGAAGCCUACGGAGGACUAUCAAACUUCACAUUGGAUACUGACAUCGUUCACUACGAUGGUCAUGUCGAACUUGAUGUGCACAAUCUUUACGGCACUAUGAUGUCUGAAGCCUCACGGACCGCUAUGCUAGCCAGGCGACCUACCAGGAGGCCGAUGGUCAUCACUCGUUCGACGUUUGCCGGCGCAGGCAGAAGCGUCGGAAAGUGGCUUGGUGAUAAUCUCAGCACAUGGGCACAGUAUCGCAAUUCGAUCCAAGGCAUGCUGAAUUUUGCUACGCUGUUCCAAGUACCCAUGGUUGGCUCCGAUAUCUGCGGAUUUGGUGGGAACACCACGUCCACCUUGUGUGCUCGCUGGGCCACUCUGGGAGCAUUCUACACUUUUUCGAGGAACCACAACGGAGACACGUCGAUUCCGCAAGAGUUCUACCUGUGGGACCUGGUCGCUGAAGCAGCUCGCAAUGCCUUCGAUAUCAGGUACAAGCUACUGGACUACAUCUACACUGCCUUCCACAAGCAGACCAUUGAUGGUACCCCAGUCAUCAACCCGCUCUUCUUCCUAUACCCACACGACACGAACACCUUCGGCAACCAACUCCAAUUCUUCUACGGAGAUUCGAUCCUCGUCUCGCCAGUCACUGAGGAGAACUCGACGAGUGUGACAAUCUAUCUUCCCGUCGAUCGCUUCUACACCUGGGGUUCAUGGGAGGUCGUCGAAGGUCGCGGUGCAGAGAUCACCCUCAACAACAUUAGCUUCACCGAGAUCCCGCUCCACGUCCGCGGUGGCAGCGUCCUGCCUGUUCGACAAAAGUCUGGAUAUACCACUACGGAAACGCGCAAGCAACCUUUCGAAAUCAUUGUUGCUCCAGACCGGGAAGGGAAGGCUAGUGGCUCGCUGUAUCUCGACGACGGUGACAGUAUUGAACAGGAUGCUACUUCAGAGAUCGAGUUUGAGUAUGCCGAUGGAGAGCUCGAGAUCACUGGUACUUUUGGAUACACUGCUGAAAGUAUCCGGAUCGCGGCUGUGACUGUGCUUGGUGGAUCGAAGGAGUACCAUGGACAUCCUUCGUGGCGCCAUGGAGGUAAGGGGAAGAGUGGUCGUAAAGGACCAAGAGAUGACGCGCAUGGCGAAUGGACGCACAGCGAGGAGAGUGGUGCUACGACGGUGGCCGUCGACCAGCCGCUUGAUGGAGAGCUGACCGUUAGCGUAUAG